Messenger RNA from Saccoglossus kowalevskii, 829 nucleotides. Its product is annotated as microsomal glutathione S-transferase 2-like. Gene Ontology annotation, cellular component: membrane; nuclear envelope; endoplasmic reticulum. NCBI's taxonomy places the organism in Eukaryota, Metazoa, Hemichordata, Enteropneusta, Harrimaniidae. Gene Ontology annotation, biological process: leukotriene biosynthetic process. The record is from RefSeq and is a predicted model, not a curated record. Gene Ontology annotation, molecular function: glutathione peroxidase activity; glutathione transferase activity; leukotriene-C4 synthase activity.
CAAAUUCGUUGUUCCACUCGAGUGUUGGUCACUCAUAGUAUAUCGAAGCCAGUACCCUCAACAGUCCUAUCCCUGCAGCUGUUAUUUGUUUUGACCAGGCGGAAUAUCCUCUAAAUUCACGAUGUCAGCUCUACAAAUUGAAGAUUUUGUGCUCCCAGCGUUGGUGACGUUAGUUUUAGGACGCCAAUCAGGUUGGUUCGCCAAGAAUAUUAGAAUAAUGCGCAAGAAAGACAACAUAGUACCACCCUCUACAUCGGGACCCCCGGCUUUCAACCGAGCUUUCCGGGCACAGCAGAACGCAUUGGAGAUGAUGCCAGUGUUUUUGGUUGCAUUCUGGGUAACCGCAGCUUUCUCCAAUACAUUGAUUGCUACUGUCCUUGGCUCUGUCUACGUUUUCGGACGUUGGCGUUACUUUCUACAGUAUAUUGACGACCCUGCUAGGCGUGUUGGUCCUUUCCGAGUAUGCAUGUUUUCGACGUUAUUAUUAUUGCUCAUCGCAGUCUUAGGAGUUACACAGUUUCUGUUACUCAAAUAUGCCUCGUAUAACCUCAAAGAAUGUGUGUUUUCUGUCUUACCAUUCAAACCACCGGUUUAAGGUAGCACCUUUUAAAUCUGAGUUGUACAUUUGAUUUCUUUGUGUAGUAGAAUUAUAAUAUAUGGCAAUCGUACUCUGAAUUUGACGAAGUAAAAAUGUUAUUUAGAAAGUAAAAAAGUCGCGCGACAGAAACACUUAAGUAGUGUGUAUAACCAUCAUUUCUAUGGCAACAGUGUGUGAUGUAAUGUAUAUUUUUCAAAAUGAUUAAAGAUUCACAUUUUAUAUGAUAUCCGU